CCCCCCCCCCCCCCCCCCCCCGGUCACAGAGACCAUCUUGGACCCAGAUCCAGUGUCCAGUGUUGCUGUCCUGCAGUGCUGCCCCAGGAUGGCAGGUUCACCCUCAGUCUGUUUGGCUGUUCUGGCUGUUCUGGCUGCUGCUCUCCUACUGACCCUCAGAGCUGACGCUGCAGGUCAGAACCCAGAUCACGUCCUACAGGGGACCGGGGUGAACCCAGACUCUCGGCGGUCUGGUGACGACUCCACCGUCGCCCCUGAAGAUGCUGCCCGAUACCUCAGCUGCUACUGCUCUGGACACUGUCCUGAAGACGCCACCAACAACACCUGCCUGACAAACGGACAGUGUUUCGCCAUUAUUGAAGAGGACGAGCACGGGGACGCCCUCCUGACCUCAGGCUGCAUGAAGUACGAGGGCUCGGACUUCCAGUGCAAGGAUUCGCCUAAAGCUCAGACUCGACGGACCAUAGAGUGCUGCAACACUGCUUUCUGCAACAGAGACCUGCAGCCAACACUGCCCCCACUGGCGCCUACUGAAGGAAGUCCUCACUGGUUGGCCUUCAUCAUCUCUAUGACCGUUUGCUGCUGCACCCUCAUCUGCAUCACCGUGGUCUGUUACUACAGGUACAAGUGGCAGACGGAACGUCAGAGGUACCACAAGGACCUGGAGCAGGAGGUCUUCAUUCCUGUGGGAGAGUCUCUCAAAGACCUGAUCCACCAGUCACAGAGUUCAGGCAGUGGUUCUGGGCUCCCUCUGCUGGUCCAGCGAACCAUCGCCAAGCAGAUCCAGAUGGUACGACAAAUCGGCAAAGGUCGGUACGGCGAGGUGUGGCUCGGUCGCUGGAGAGGAGAGAAGGUGGCCGUCAAGGUGUUCUUCACCAGAGAGGAGGCCAGCUGGUUCAGAGAGACGGAGAUCUACCAGACUGUCCUGAUGAGACAUGAGAACAUCCUGGGCUUCAUCGCGGCCGACAUCAAAGGUACCGGCGCCUUCACGCAGCUCUUCCUCAUCACCGACUACCACGAGAGCGGGUCUCUGUACGACUACCUGAAGGUGACCACUCUGGACACGGCGUCCCUGCUGAGGCUGGCCUUCUCUGCUGCCUGUGGUCUGUGUCACCUGCACACGGAGAUCUACGGCACACAGGGGAAACCGGCCAUCGCUCACCGAGAUCUGAAGAGCAAAAACAUCCUCAUCAAGAAGAACGGGACGUGCUGCAUCGCUGACCUGGGCCUGGCUGUCAAGUUCAACAGUGACACUAAUGAGGUCGACGUCCCACUGAGCACCCGUGUGGGCACGCGGCGCUACAUGGCCCCCGAGGUUCUGGACGAGACUCUGAACAAGAACCACUUCCAGGCCUACAUCAUGGCCGACAUGUACAGCUACGGCCUGGUCAUCUGGGAGAUGUCCCGACGCUGCGUCACCGGAGGUAUGGUGGAGGACUACCAGCUGCCCUACUAUGAGACGGUGCCCACGGAUCCUUCCUACGAAGAUAUGCUGGAGGUUGUGUGUGUGAAAGGACUGCGCCCCACGGUGUCCAACCGCUGGAACAGCGACGAGUGUCUUCGGGCCAUGUUGAAGGUGAUGUCUGAGUGCUGGGCUCACAACCCGGCCUCCCGCCUCACCAUCCUCAGAGUCAAGAAGACUCUGGCUAAGAUGGUGGAGUCCCAGGACAUCAAGAUCUGACCUGAGACCUGCUGCUCCUCCUCUCUGCUGCCUGAUCCAUCUGACCUCACUGACCUUCAGGACCUGGACCUUUGUUGGGAUGACAAGGAGAUAUUGGGAGAAAAUGACAGGAAUAACGGACCCUCUCUGGGCGGAGCUCUGCUCCUCCUCCUCCUACUCUUCCGUCAGCUGGAAAUAAAUGUUGAGUCCUUCCUCCUUCUCUUCUCCUCCUCCUCCUCCUCUUUCAUCCACCUCAGUCUGGAAGGAGGACAGAGAACAGACGUAUAUGGAUUAUUUCCUCUCCUCUUUUCACCUCCUUGUUCCUUUGUUUACACCUGUCCUCCUCUCUCCACCUCCUCUCUCCUCCUCCCGUCUUUCUUCUACAUUGAUCUGUGCUUCAGCUGGAUACAGACAUGAACUGUUCUUUUCUUCUACUCCUUCCUCCUCUUCCUCCUACUUCACCUUUAUCCUUAUUUUCUUUUCUCCAACUUUCUUUCCUUUUUUCUUCCCUCUCCUCAAUCCAUCAGCUGAAAACCAACCAGGAGUACUUCCUCUUCCUCUUCCUCUUCCUCUUCCUCUUCCCCUUCUUCACCGCUGCGUUUGACGCUUUCUGUGAAAGCCAAACAGACAAUUCAGAUAAUGUUGAUGUCGACACUUCGUAGGAGGAGAGAAGGGUCAUGUUCAUUGUGAAUUUUUUUUUAGGACCUACAUUGGACCUCCUUUCUCCCCCCACCUCCUCCUCCACCUCCUCCUCUCGGUCUUCCGUCAGUGUUUUUAUUUUUUGUUAUUUCUCUACAGGACUGAGUUUUCCUGCCUGUAUUUUCACUCAGAGACAAAAACUAAGGUACUAAAAUUAUCACAUGUGAACUUUAACCUGUAAAUAAAUGUUAGCGUUAGCAUUAGCCUUCCCGGGGAGAAGAUUUCAGAGAAAAGAAAAACACUGUUCUGCAGUGAAGUCGACAUCCGGCCGACGUCUGCCGUCCUGUUCAUCCGUCUUUGUUCAUCCGUGUCGUGUGUCUGUUUGUCUGGAGAUUGUUGUUGACUGUGUCACACUGACGGCUACAGUUCUGGUGGGUAGAAAACAGUGACAUCUGCUGGUGAUUUUGUCCUGACAACAUCAGGAGUGGUGGCCUUCGUUACAACUAGUUCUAUAUUACAGACUAGCUGCAGUACGGACACGUUGUCUGUGGUGUUUCUUCACAUUGCCCAGUGGUCACGUCAGAGCCUGAGAAGGACGUUCAACAGAACAUCAAAACGGAACUUAUAUCACCGGCGUGUGUUCACACAUGCCCUAUCAGCAAAACAACUUCUACAUAUUAUUUUCCCUUAAAAAAAAAACUUUUAAUUUUCAUCAAAAAAAUUCCCUGCAGCUUUAAAGAAGCUGGAAGUUUUUUAAACACGUCAAAAACCAAAACUGUUUUCUGUAAUUGUUGUUCUCGCUUGCAGGACGAUGCGCAUGCGCACGCUCACUGCAUGUUCUGUCUGAGUGUGUGGGUGUGUGCGCGCGCGUUUGUCGCCAGCUUCUUAUAUCUGUUUAAAAGCAGUAUCACGUGUUUUUCCUGUGAUGAGAAGAUUUCCGAUAGAAAAUGUUGAGUACAGAAUAAUCUCAGAAAUGUCAAAGUGUUGUUUUCCCUGUCGAUGUGGUUGUUUUUUGUACAGCAUCUGUUUCGGUGCCUUAUGAGUUUACCAAGAAAAAUGAAAAACUCUGUAUAAGUCUGUCCAAUGUUAACGAUUUUUAAUAAGUAAAAUAACCUUAUUUUAGUAAACAACCCCCGAGUCAGAGUGUGGUUCUUUUGAAAACACCCAUCGACGUUUGACUCUUGAUUAAAUAUAGUAGAACUAAUUAAUCGAGGAAUUCACACUGUCUAAAUGUAUUAAUACCUUUCACAGCCACAGGUGGCGCUGACAGUCGAGGCAGGGUCACACCCUGUACAGGCUCUACUCCUGUCAACAUUUGGCUUCAGUCAUUUAUGCUGAUGACGGAGGUCCACUGACAUUCGUCCAUAUUUAAUUAGUGAUUAUUGUUACGUUUCAUAAACAGCUUCAUCUCAACUGAACGAA
Messenger RNA from Cynoglossus semilaevis (tongue sole), 3721 nucleotides. RefSeq names its product bone morphogenetic protein receptor type-1A. The transcript is spliced from 11 exons. Gene Ontology annotation, cellular component: signaling receptor complex; plasma membrane. Lineage: Eukaryota; Metazoa; Chordata; Actinopteri; Pleuronectiformes; Cynoglossidae. Gene Ontology annotation, biological process: cell surface receptor protein serine/threonine kinase signaling pathway; protein phosphorylation; cellular response to growth factor stimulus. Gene Ontology annotation, molecular function: ATP binding; transmembrane receptor protein serine/threonine kinase activity. The record is from RefSeq and is a predicted model, not a curated record. Bases 89 to 1681 code for a protein of 530 amino acids.